AUGCCGGGAAGCCGAAAGGACCGGCAGUUCCUGCACUACUACUGCUCCCAGGGCGCGGCGGAGAUAUCAGGCUUCCUGUCCGCCAAGUUCUGGAGCGAGACUGUGCUUCGCCAGAGUCACCAUGAGCCAGCCAUCCGGCAGGUCUUGGUUGCGCUGAGCUCUCUUCACCUGCAGUACACCACCUCUGAUGCCCCGACUUCCACGUUGGCCCCCAAAGACACGCUAGCACAAUAUGGAAAGGGCCUUCAAAUGCUACGAAAGCGCCUAGGACAACCGUCACCCCAAGGUGUAAGGAUCGCCCUGAUCUCAUCUAUCAUGCUUUACUGUUUCGAGACCGCCCUGGGAAACAGCAAUGUUGCUAUUAUACAUCUUGAUAAAGGGUUGAUGCUACUACGCUCAGUUAAGGACCUCACUAACGAGGAAGACGGGGAAGCCAUCUUCGACUUACUCGCUCGCCUUGACGUCCAGGCCACGCUGUUCAACGACAGUAGGGUGCCGAUACUAACUCUCACAACUCCAUACGAACGCAAGAAUGGGUUUAUUGACUCCCCAGAGCUACCGUUUACAUCUCUCCAUGAGGCGCAGAAAAAGCUGGGCAAGCUUCAGAACUGGUUCUUUCGCUUCCUCAGCGACAAUUUCAGAAGUCAGCCAGUCCGUUUGGUGAAAAUUCCCCCGAGUCUUUUGGGUGAGCGGAACCUCCUGGAUUGGCACUUUACCGCGUGGCUUCAGAAGAGCCAAUACCCGAUCCCUACUACAACACUAGACGAGAAAGCAGAGACGGAGUGUGGGAUGAAUAUCCUCUUCACACAGCAUGGACCGUUCCGCAUGCUCCUCAAGUCAUAUUUUCUCGAAGAGCGUUCCCUAUCAGAAUCAGUGUUCGAAAUGUCACCAAAUCCUGAAGCUCGGGAAAUCGUACGGCGUGCCGAGUCUGUUAUCCAGUACUUAGAACAGAAAAGAGCGAAAGGAGGAGCGAAGACGCCAUGGGCCCAGCGUCGUACCUUUUCGUCCGAGACAGGCAUCAUCGUCGUGCUGUUCUUCUUGAUCUUCAAGUGCGCGGAUGAGUACGUCGUGGAGAAGGCCACAGAGCUUCUCUCUCACACGCAGAGACAAGAGGGGCUGGUCGAGGCGGCGUCGAUGAUGGCGAUUCUGAAUCAUCUGAAUGCGGUUAAACAGGCGAAGGCUUCGGCGUCGGUUGGCAGAACAGAGGGAUUUAAGACGUUGGAGGAUUGGACGGAGCAUGAUAUCAUCAGUCAGGAGGGCGUCGGUAUGGACCGCGAGGGGAAAAUGAUUCCGCCCACGAUAAUUAGAAACUGA
Clonostachys rhizophaga is the source of this 1314-nucleotide messenger RNA. The record is from the annotation of a GenBank genome assembly. NCBI's taxonomy places the organism in Eukaryota, Fungi, Ascomycota, Sordariomycetes, Hypocreales, Bionectriaceae.